AAACGACAGAAUGACUCCCUGGUACUGCGACACGGAUACCGGGUUAGGAGUUUUAUAAAAGGGUAAACAAAACCACUAAAUGGAGCCAUUGAGAAACUCGCAUACAAAGAAAACACUACAAAAUAAAAGUCGCUACUUGACAUGCAUGAAAGCCGUAAUGUUCAGAAUAUAAUCUGAGACCCGACAAUAUUCUUACGUGUGCAUAACUUUUAUCUGUCUGAAUAUAAGUCUGAAUAAGUCCAGCACGACAUAAAAAACGUGGCUACAUCAGAUUUUAUCUUACUUCUUAAUCACUGGGCCUUUUUUAAUUUUUUCUUAUGAUGUAAAAUCAUCUUUCGAUUAGUUUUUAUACAAAAUCUCUUUGACAUGCUGUAUUAAUUAGUAGUAAUUCUGCUUUCCUAUGUUAUAUAUGCGGCAUUACAAACAUAUAUAUUUUUUAAAACAUAUGCUAUAAAUAUUUAAAACGUAUAUUUUUCACGUCAAUAUUUAUAACGUCAAUAUUUUUUGGAGUGCGCUUUCAUUAUGUGCUUUACGGUAAAAGACGAAGGUUCGCGAGAGGCGGUGUUGAACUUUAAACCUUGAAUAUGCGGCGUUUGGAAAUUUGAAACAUCGCGCAUGCGCGGUGCAUCGCGCACGCUUUCAACAAGGAGAGCGCGAGGAAAUCAACAUGUCAUCAAAGAAAAAUAAAGGAAAAGGGAAAAAAUCACAGGAUGAAGAAAACAUCAGUUUCGGAUCACUGUCGGAUUUGGAUUCUUCUGGAUUUCUCGGACUGUGUGUAACAGACUUUAUAGAGAAAGCAGAAGAGAAAGCUCCGAAACGAUGCAGAUCAACUUUGGUUCAGAUGAGUCUGAACACCAUGAAAGGUGUUACCGCCUGUAUUGGACGACCUGUCCUCAUCAGCAGCCCUACAGGACACCAGGAGGUGUGUAUAGCAUGGCCUGCAGCCCAGUUUCCUGGGAGGAAAAUAGGUCUGAUGACUGACAUGCAGUGCAUUCUGGGUGUGAAGCCUGGAGAUGCAGUCAUAGUUGAGCCCAUCACUGGAGCUGUUCUUCAUGCAGAAGAGCUUCAGCUUAGCCUGAGAAAGGAGGACGAGUCUCUGGACACAGAAGAUUUUCGCAGCUUCCUCCUGCAGUCGUUAGACAGCAGGAUUCUGCUUCCAGGCAGUUCCUUCUUCGUGUCCUAUUUCGGCCGUAAGUGUGAGAUCAGUGUGACAUCUCUGAAGGGUGUAGAUGGAGUCACCCUCUCUUCUCCUUCUCCCCCUCUUCCUGCUCCAUCGCACCCUGAUUCUGAUUCGGAUGCUGCGCCUCUGGAUCUCUCUCUGCAUCUUGCUCAGCUGAACCUUAACCCUUCCUGCAGCACACCAAACCGAUCUUCAUCUUCCGCUCCUCUCGCUCCUGUCACUCCACACACACCUGACGCCACACCAUCCAGCCCGAGCACCCGUUUCCUGUCCGACAGCACUGUGUCCCCUAACUCAGAAACGCCUGGACAGUCCAUGCACGAGUCACAUAGAGACAGCAAAUCUCAGACGCCAUCUGCUGGUCGAAACGGGAAUGACACCUUCUACUCAGUCUGCAGCUCCACGAAAAUCAGCUUCACGCACACUCAGGACAGUGAGGGUGAGGAUCAGGAGAGGUCAAAGGUCACAUACGGUAAGAUUGGAGGGUUGAGCGAUCAGUUGCAAGUGAUCAGGGAGACGAUUGAGCUGCCGCUGAAACACCCCGAGAUCUUCAAAAAUUACGGAAUCCCACCCCCUAGAGGAAUCCUGCUGUAUGGUCCGCCCGGCACAGGGAAGACCAUGAUUGGACGAGCGAUAGCCAAUGAGGUUGGAGCGCACAUGUUCGUCAUCAACGGCCCUGAAAUAAUGAGCAAGUUUUAUGGAGAAACUGAGGCACGACUGCGUCAAAUAUUUGCUGAAGCUGCACAAAGGCAGCCAGCGAUCAUCUUUAUCGACGAGCUGGAUGCACUUUGUCCGAAGAGAGAGGGAGCACAGAACGAGGUGGAGAAACGAGUGGUCGCGUCACUGCUCAUGCUCAUGGAUGGCAUUGGAUCUGAAAGUCACAGUGGCUCUCUGCUAGUCCUGGGAGCCACUAAUAGGCCUGACGCGCUGGACCCGGCUCUGCGGCGCCCGGGUCGCUUUGAUCAGGAGCUGGAGGUGGGUGUGCCGUCAGCACAGGGGCGUCUGGAUAUCCUACACAAGCAGCUGCACUCCGUCCCCCAUAACAUCACCGCUGAGGAGCUGCAGGAACUAGCUGAUGCGGCGCAUGGAUACGUCGGAGCUGACCUCGCUGCUGUGUGCAAGGAAGCUGGGCUCCAUGCAUUAAGAAGAGUGCUCUUGUCCGCUCCAGGCAUCGCUGAUAAAGACCUGAUGGACAGAGUGAAGGUCACAACCUCUGACCUCCGACUGGCCAUGACUCAAGUUAAACCCAGCGCUAUGAGGGAAGUGGCCAUCGAUGUGCCAAAGGUGUGCUGGAGUGAUGUAGGAGGAAUGGAGGACGUGAAGCUAAAGCUGAAGCAGGCUGUCGAGUGGCCUUUGAAGCACGCAGAGGCUUUCUCGCGCCUCGCCAUAACACCCCCGAAAGGUGUGCUGCUGUACGGACCGCCUGGAUGCUCCAAGACCAUGAUUGCGAAAGCGCUUGCUAAUGAGAGCAAACUCAAUUUCAUUGCUGUAAAGGGUCCUGAAUUACUAAGUAAAUACGUUGGCGAGUCCGAGAGAGCUGUGAGGGAGGUUUUUCGGAAAGCCCGGGCCGUAGCUCCUUCCAUUGUUUUCUUUGACGAGAUUGAUGCUCUGGCUGUAGAAAGAAGCAGCUCGUCCCGCUCCACUGGAGUGGCCGAUCGGGUGUUGGCGCAGUUGCUAACCGAGAUGGAUGGCAUCGAGCAACUCAAAGACGUUACAGUUCUUGCCGCCACCAACAGACCAGACAUGAUCGAUAAGGCUCUCAUGCGUCCUGGACGUUUAGAUCGGAUCGUGUACGUUCCUCUACCCGAUGCAGCGACUAGGAGAGAAAUCUUCAGUCUGCAGUUUCAUAAAAUGCCUGUGCAUCCCAGCGUGGACCUGGAGUACCUUGUGACUCAAACAGAACGCUACUCAGGAGCAGAGGUUACCGCAGUGUGUCGCGAAGCCGCACUUUUUGCCCUGCAGGAGGACAUUAAAGCUGAACACAUCACUGUCAGCCAUUUUGAAUCCGCCCUGGCAGUCAUAAAGCCUCGGGUGCCGGAUUCGCUUCUUCGGUUAUACGCUGACUACCAGCGGCAGCACGGCUCUGGAUCCUUCUGCUGACAUUGUUUUGUGUGUGUGUGUGUGUGUGUGUGUGGGUGAUAAUACAGUAAUAAACACUGUGAUCAGUUUAUACUAUACUUGCAUCAUAGCAUGUAAUCUUUAAAAGAAUAAAAUAUUCCAACAGAAA
This is a messenger RNA of Tachysurus vachellii, 3407 nucleotides long. RefSeq names its product AFG2 AAA ATPase homolog A (gene afg2a). The record is from RefSeq and is a predicted model, not a curated record. The coding region runs from base 668 to 3280 and encodes 870 amino acids. NCBI's taxonomy places the organism in Eukaryota, Metazoa, Chordata, Actinopteri, Siluriformes, Bagridae. The transcript is spliced from 16 exons. Gene Ontology annotation, molecular function: ATP binding; ATP hydrolysis activity. Gene Ontology annotation, cellular component: cytoplasm.